Molecule: messenger RNA, 210 nt
Organism: Protopolystoma xenopodis
Lineage: Eukaryota; Metazoa; Platyhelminthes; Monogenea; Polystomatidea; Polystomatidae
Source: the annotation of a GenBank genome assembly
AUGUCUGCCAACUACGAGGUUCUAAUUGGCCUGGCUCAACAGCGCCUCCGAAAGUGUGGUUUUGAGGAGUUCAGGGAACUGCUGCAGGCCUGCCAGCAGGAGGACGUGGAAAAGUCGGGUGAACUCACUCAAAAUCAAAUUCACUGUAUCUUCAGAGCGCAUCGCAUGCCUUUGCCAGACGAUUUGCUUCAAUCGGCUGUAGAGUUGUAA